AAUAAAUGUCAAGGUUGUGGAGUCGCUCCGGCCUGCUCGUUUGUCCUUUCGCGUUCCUUUGUCGCGCUGCUGUUUUAUUCGAGUGAAGAGUUUUUCUUUUUCCUGCCGGUUUCGGUCACACGAAAUAAGUUCUGGUCUAUGUAAGUAUUCCGAUAUCUAUUACCACAGCUUUCCUUUUGUGUUUUUCUUUUUACCGCUGUUGCCAUGUGACACAGCCACGCUCCUUCUUGGUCACGAUCUGGUAUGCUCUUUCUUUUUCGGACUAUGCCCAACUAGUUCUCAUGGACGAGGAGGAGGACGGUUACUGUACUGGAAACACGACAAGGGCAAGACCUCCUGGAGCAGCUGCUACCGGAACAACUACUGGUACUUCUAGUAGUCCCCAGCGGGGGGCGCGGGAAGAUGUUGUUGAAUCCCGCCCCCGCGGCCCGGACGCUGCACACCAGCGCGAUGAAGUUCGGCUCUUGAUUGUCGGCACGGGCGAGCGAUCGGCCUCGCACGUGGGAUGGUGGGCACCGGACGUCACCGAGGAGGACGCGAGGAAGGCGAAGCGGAGGCUCAAACUGCAAGCAAGAAACCAGCCGGUAGAAGAAGAAGUUCCGCCCGACGCAGAUACUUUGGCGAAGCUGGAGGCACAGAUCUGCCUGGAACAAGUCGACAAAGCCUUCGCAGCGUACGUGGCGGAACAUCAGUUGUGGCAUGUGGCGGCGGCUGGCUCGUGGCACCCGGACAUCACGGUCGCAGACACAACGAACGUGGAGAGCGACGAGGAGCCUUGGGCGUAUUUGCGAGUCGAUGAAAUUCCGGAGGAAUACCGCUGGCUGCUGUAUUCGGAAGCAGAGUGGCAUGAUCUGGACGCAUUUGUCGAAACAAGUAAAGGUAGUGGUAUGUAGUGAGGUCACGAACGUUCUAAUCUAGCGAUCUUUUUGACAUGUCUUAUCCAAAACGACCGGCAGUUUUCAAGUGGCCGGAGGUGUUUUUGAGCAUAAAAGAUUCCCAUUUAUCAAGCAGCCGGGGCUUUGUUGUCAAAAAAGCCCGAGCCAAUUCUAUCGAUUCACGCUUGAUAAAACGACGCAGCGGAGCCGGCAAAAGGGGCGCCCUUCUGAGGCGCCCGCCGCAUCUGUUUCCGUCGAUUUGGGGCGCCCAAAAAGGGACGCCCAAAAAGCAGCACUCCGAAAAAAACAGCGAAUCCGCAUAGUAUGGGCCUCAUUUUGGCCCACAUCCAGGCCUCGCAAAAGACGCGACCAAAGUCCGCCAUUUCAGAGGCGGACUGAAGGCCAGAAGAUGCGGCAUUUUGCCAAAAAAAAAAACAAAAAAACAAAGUCCGCCAAAAGCAAAAAGCCAACCCGCAUGCUAUGGGCCCGAUUUGGGGCUCCCAAGGGUCCGUCCCUGGCGCGGGCCCUGGCGGGGCCAUAGCAUGCGGGGAAGGUUUUUCGAUUCGAAACCAAAUGGAGGCAAGCUCUGGAGUGAGAUUUUUAGCGACCGCCGUGCCGUCGUGCAUAACAUUACUCGCGAUGGUAUGGUGGGCAGAGAAGUUGCGUCUUUUUUGGCGUGAAGACAAAAAGACCGCCGUGGCCUCACUACCUCCGCGGACGCGGCUAUUAUUGGUACUGUACUAUCCAAGCUGACCACCCGGGAGAAGCUUUUCGCCAAAGUCGCUCAGCUCACAAACGCAACCGCGAUCUCUUCCUACGAGACGGUCGAUAUGUUCCUGCUGCCACCCAGCACGGGGCACUGCGAGACUUUUGUGAAGACGGCGAACGAAAAGGCCAUGGCUCAUGCAAAGCUAGACCAGCACCAGCGGCAGCCGCCAGUGUUCGCCGGACAUACCCGUGACAACUUCCAGACUUUUCUUCUAGCCCGGGCAGGAGGACGAGGAGGAGAGGUGGAAGCAGCAAAAAUACAGCCCUUCGAUGUGAUCUGGUUCUGCGGGGUCACAAAUCCGCACUACUUGGUUCCCGACCGGGGAGCAGACGCUGUUCCAUCCCGCUCCGAAUUUCUCCGCGCGUUGCAAAAGGUGCUAGCAGUGGACGGCUUCGUCGUCUAUUCCGACGGAUUCGAGAGAAUGACCAGCGUUGCAAGUUGUAAUGCAGCUCUUGUUGCACCAGCAUCAGGAGACGAGAGCGACGCCGACGUCGACCAAGCCCCCCCGGAGCAAGUGGACAAGUUGAGCAGCAUGGGCUUUCGCAAGAAUUUAGAUAGGCUCGAGCCACUUUUGAAGCGGCGCAGCGCGUACGAGUAUGCCGACGCGGCGGAGAAGGUUUGCUGGUUUCUUCGGUUUUUGGAGGAGGAGCCAAACGACGAGGGUAUUUACCGGCUCGAUAGGAUGAGGGGCGGGGAAAAGGGUAAAUCCUGUUCCUUGCGGCCACGGGGGUGUUGUAGUCGUGCCCGGCGGGAAAUCGCGUGGUUGAUAACCAUGGUGAAGUUGUUUCUCGUGGUACUGUUGCGGCGUAAGAAGAAAAGUCUGACAAAACUCCUGCUGUUCUCCGUGGCCACUUUAGUCUCAAUUGUUGCCAUUUUAGUGGCACAACUUCUCAGGAGGAGAUCUACAGAUACAGUCUCAGAUACGAACUUACAUGCCAUAAAUGAAAAUUUUUGAAGCCAAUGGGGCAUAUAAUUUGCCGGCGAACUUUUAU
This is a messenger RNA of Amoebophrya sp. A120, 2636 nucleotides long. The record is from the annotation of a GenBank genome assembly. Lineage: Eukaryota; Dinophyceae; Syndiniales; Amoebophryaceae.